Paramecium sonneborni is the source of this 2004-nucleotide messenger RNA. The record is from the annotation of a GenBank genome assembly. NCBI's taxonomy places the organism in Eukaryota, Ciliophora, Oligohymenophorea, Peniculida, Parameciidae.
AUGAUAUCAAGUUAAUCAUUACAAUACCGCUUUGGAUCUGAACCUAUAAAUGGUAUUAUCAAGAGUUUAAAUUUACCUAUCUAAAUUCAAUUUGUAGAAGAAAUUUGCAUCUUCGAAUAAUUAAUCAAAUUAGUUUAGAUUUCAGAAAAACUUGAAAAUUUUAGCAAAUAUUUUACGAAUUCAUUUACUUUAUUAGAAUCGCUCAAACCAUUUUAUUAAACCAUAUAAAAGUCUUUAAAUUAAGGAAUUGAUGUGAAAAACGAUGUUUUGGAACAUUGUAUAAAUAUGCAGAAUUUAAUUAUCAAAAAUCAAUUAAAAUAUUUAGAAAAUGAGAAAUUAUUGUCUGUUUCAGACAUGCUAUUAGUAGAAUUAUUAGAAGUUGUUAAUAAUAUGUAUCCAAAUUUACUUUAUAAUAAUUUUUAAAUAUUAUAUCAAUAUUUAGCAAAAGUUUUAUCAAACAACUUUUUGUAAAACUACUAUUUUAAUGUUGAAUUCAUGAUGAAGGAUUUCUCACCAAAAAUUAAGAAUGCUCAAAAUAUUUUGAAAGGGAUUAUUGAGUGUAAUUUACCAACUUUUCAUGAUUUUGCUUAAUGUUAAGGAAUAUUGUAUAGAUAUAAGGAGGAUGGAUAAUAGUUUCCAGAUAAUUGUCCAGUUAGUUUAUUUCCUUUAUAUGUAUAAUAAUAAAUAAUAUAAUAAAUAGAUAAAUUAUGAUAUUAUUGAUGAUUUAAAAAAGAAAACUAUUUUAUAGUAAAAAGUAGUUGCUAAAAUGGGUAUGGAUUUCGAAUGGUACACUAGUAUUUUGGGAAGAUUAGCUAAACAUGAUGAAUUUAUUAGAAGAAUGAUAUAAAUAUAGGCUAAAGUUGAAAAAUCAGAAACAAAAUGUCCCUAUACAAUUUGUAUUGUUCGAAAUGAUUUUUUACACAAUGCUUCUUAAAAUUAAUGGAUGCAAGUAGAAUAUAAUUGUAUAGCCAUAAGUUUUGGAUUCAUUUCUGAUAGAGUUUAGAAAUAUCAUUCUCUAUUAUUUGAUUCUUAUUAUAAAUAAAUAAAAGAGAAUUAUAAAAUAAAAGUGAAAUAAGAUUUAAAUCAUGACAUAAUGGUAGAUGCAUUACAUAAAGCUUAUCAAUUAUAUAAUAAUAAAAAUGCAAUUGUUUUAAUAAUAACAGCAGAAUUUGAAGGGAAUGUUUAUGAUCAGAGAUACAUAGAAAAGGGAUUAGCAAAAUUAGGAAUUUUAAGCAAAAGGACUACUUUUAUUAAAUUAAUUGGUAAUAUCAUUUCAGAGAAUGGAAUUCUAAAAGCAUUUGGAUAAGAAAUAGCAUUAGUUUAUUUUAGAACAGGUUAUACUUUUGAUUAAUAUGAAAAUGAAGUAUGAAAACGUUAUAAUAAAUUUUAGGAAUGUUGGAAUAUCAGAGAAAUGAUUGAAUUAAGUAAAGCUCUUAAAUGUCCAAGUUUGAAUACAUAAUUAGUAAAUUUUAAGAAACUUUAAUAAAUUUUAUUGGAUGAAACUUAAAUUUAGAAGUUUAUAACAAAAGAUGAAUCUCAAUUAAUAAGUGAGAACUUUUGUAAAAUAUGGGGUUUUGAUCAUGAGGAUUAACACGAUAAGGUAAUUUAAUAGGUUUAAUAAUUUAGUUAAUAGAAAUGAUUAAAUAGAAUCCUUAUGAUUAUGUACUAAAACCAUAAAGAGAAGGCGGAGGAAAUAAUUAUUAUGAUGAUUAAAUUAUACCUGAAUUAUUAAAAUUAAGUCCUGAAUAAAGAACAGAGUUUAUUGUUAUGGAAAGAAUCAAACCUAUUCCACGUAUUGGAUUUAUGAUGAGAAGAGGAUAAUUAGAUAUUUAAGCUGUAAUAAGUGAAAUAAGUGUUAUUGGAUAUUUUAUAAAUGAAGGAGAAAAUAUAUUAGUGAAUGAAGUUGGAGGAUAUUUAGUUAGGACAAAGAGAUAUUUAGAUAAUGAAGGAGGAGUAGCUGCAGGUUAUGCAGUUGUUGAUUCAUUUAUGAUAUCAGAUAAUUGA